Bubalus bubalis (water buffalo) is the source of this 1863-nucleotide messenger RNA. It is a transcript of the gene TMEM191C, whose product is annotated as transmembrane protein 191C. The coding region runs from base 292 to 1299 and encodes 335 amino acids. NCBI's taxonomy places the organism in Eukaryota, Metazoa, Chordata, Mammalia, Artiodactyla, Bovidae. The transcript is spliced from 9 exons. The record is from RefSeq and is a predicted model, not a curated record.
UUCACGUGUGUCACUUCCUAGAUUGCAUAUGUGACAGCAUAUGGCAUUUGUCUUUCUCUGGCUUUCCCAGGAGGGGAUCACUGGGUCCAGAGACAGGAAACUUGUUUACGGAACCCCAUCUUUCCCACCAGAGGCUGCCCGGGCCACAGUGCCCCCGGCAGCGGGCGGGAACGUGCCGGCCUCACCCUCCGCUUCAGACGCGAGCAUCCGGCGGUGCGCGCGGUUCCAAAGCGCUCCGCGCUCGGCCCAUUGUGACGCGGGCCCGGCGGCGGCCGCGGGCAGAGCCAGGCCAUGGCCGAGGCUCAGGAGCUGCUGCUGCAGCUGCAGAAGGACAACCGCGACGGGCGGCUGCGGAAGCAGGAGCUGGAGGAGCUGGUGCGCGGGCUGGAGGCCGAGAGCGAGAGCCUCACCGCGCGUCUGCAGGACCUGAGCGAGCGCGAGCGCGGGUGCGGGCAGCUCCUCCCCCCGCCCGGCGUGUGGGCACCGCGAGGGGGCGGGCGGCGUGUGGACGCGGCCUCGGCAGCGGAGCCUCAGUUUCCCCUCCGCAGCCUGCAGCGUCGGCGGAGCCAGGCGGCGCGGGCCCUGCGUGGGGAGGCGCGCGAGGCGGCGCGGGAGCGCGCGGACCGGGCGCGCGGGCUGCUGGAGGCGGCGGAGCAGCGCCAGCGGGACCUGGAGCAGCAGAACCGACAGCUGCAGGAGCAGUGGGAGGAGCUGUCAAGCCAGCUCUUCUACUACGGAGGAGAGCAACUGAGCCAGCAGCGGGCGGAGCAGCAGCUCGGGACGCAACUGGCGGCCCUGCAGAAACAACUGGAGCUGGUGGAGGCCAAGCACACCAUGCAGGCGGAGGCCCUGCGGCAGGGCGCACGGAGGAUGGAUGAGGCCUGGGCCAGCUUCCAGGAGCAGAGCGGAGUCUUGCAGGAGUUGCAGGGGAAGGUGAUGGAGGCGGCGGCUGCACUCGACAGCUCGCGGGGCGGCCCGGAGCCGUGCGACUCACAGCCCCGCCGGGGGCAGGACUGCGCGGGCUCGCUCAUGGAAGAGGUGGCCAAGGCGGACUGUGAGAAGCGGCUGUUCGGCGCGGGUGCGACGGGCUUCAGGCUGUGGGCGCUGGGCGCGCUGCAGACGCUGCUGCUGCUGCCGCUGGGCGUCAUGGCGCUGCCGCUGCUCUAUCUGACACUGGUGAACCCCUCGGCCCUGCGCCGCGGCCUUGCGCGCCCGGGCUCGGACGCCGCCCUGCGCCGCCUGCGCUACACGCUGGCCCCGCUGCUGCAGCUGCGUGCGCGCGGACUGCUGCCCGCCUAGCGCAUCACGCCGGCCGCGGCCGCCCGCACCCAAGUUUCCGGAGUGGUUUCUGGGCGCCGGACUGGGGGGGUGUGGGGCGGGGGGAGACGGGAGGGUGAUGGAAGAGGGAAAGGGGAGGGGAGGGGGCUUGGGGGUGGCGGCGAGAAACCCGGGGACGCGGGGCAGGGAUGUCUUGUGUCCUCCCGCCAGGAGGCGCCGCCCCCCCGCCCCCGGGUGGACCUUGGUCCCUCCGCCCUGCCCUCGGUUCCGUCCGACCCCUCCGUUCCCCCAGCCCGUCCGCCCACUCCGGAGGGGUCGGAAUCAUGACUCAACCCGCUGUCGCCUCCGGCAAAUCCAGCCCGCGGCGCUGGCCGGCGGGUCUCCGCGGAGCUCCGUGUCCCGCGUCCGCGCGCUGGUUACUCAGUCCCGCGGCGACCCUCGUCCCCGGUGGGUCCCUUGUUGGGGGCGCAGGCGUCCUCCCUCUGGUCCGCGGCCUCUCCGGCGUCCAGGCGGCGGGGGCCGUGAGCGUUCCUCACUGCGAUCUUGUCUAGCCUUGUCUAUUUCUGUGAACUAUCCUGCUUAAUG